Molecule: messenger RNA, 1405 nt
Organism: Nycticebus coucang (slow loris)
Lineage: Eukaryota; Metazoa; Chordata; Mammalia; Primates; Lorisidae
Gene: QPCT
Product: glutaminyl-peptide cyclotransferase
Exons: 7
Coding region: 153-1238 (361 amino acids)
Molecular function (GO): zinc ion binding; glutaminyl-peptide cyclotransferase activity
Source: RefSeq, a predicted model, not a curated record
CCUGCGCGGCGCAGCCGGAGGCGACCGGCUGGCGAUGGGGAGGCGGGCGCAGUCGACCCAAGGGUGGAGAAGUGGGAAGGCGAAGGACGCGCGUUCCCGGGCUCGUGACCGCCGGCAGCCAAGGGAACUGGCGCCCGGACAGCCUGGGAGAGAUGGCAGGAGUCAGAGACCUGCACGUCGUGGGCACACUCCACCUGCUGUUGCUGGUGGCCGCCCUGCCCUUGGCAGCGGGGGAGAUCAGUCGUGGAGUCGCAGACUGGACCGACGAGAAGAAUCAUCACCAACCAGCCAUUUUGAAUUCAUCAUCUCUUCAGCAAGUUGCAGAAGGCACCCGUAUUGCUGAAAUGUGGCAAAAUGACCUGCGGCCAUUGUUGAGAGAGAGAUACCCAGGAUCCCCCGGAAGCUUUGCUGCUCGUCAGCACAUCAUGCAGCGAAUUCAGAGACUUAAGGCCGACUGGGUCUUGGAAGUAGACACCUUCUUGAGUCAGACGCCUUAUGGGUACCGGUCUUUCUCAAAUAUCAUCAGUACUCUCAAUCCCACUGCGAAACGACACCUGGUCCUGGCCUGCCAUUACGACUCCAAGUAUUUUAAUCAUUGGGACAAUAGAGUGUUUGUGGGAGCCACAGAUUCAGCCGUGCCAUGCGCAAUGAUGUUGGAACUCGCCCGUGCCUUAGACCAGCAACUCCUUUCCUUGAAGAAUGUCUCAGACUCCGAGCCAGAUCUCUCACUCCAGCUCAUUUUCUUUGAUGGGGAAGAGGCUUUUCUUCACUGGUCUUCCCAAGAUUCUCUUUACGGAUCUCGACACUUAGCUGCAAAGAUGGUAUCCACCCCGCAUCCCCCCGGAGCAAGACACACCCACCAGCUGCAUGGCAUGGACUUAUUGGUCUUAUUGGAUUUAAUUGGAGCCCCUAACCCAGCAUUUCACAAUUUUUUCCCAAACACUGCUAGAUGGUUUUAUAGACUUCAAGAGAUUGAACGGGAACUUCAUGAAUUGGGUCUGCUCAAGGAUCAUUCUUCAGAGAGGCAGUAUUUCCAGAAUUACGGUUAUAGAGGUGCAGUACAGGAUGACCAUAUUCCAUUUUUAAGAAGAGGUGUUCCAGUUCUGCUUCUGAUACCAUUUCCAUUCCCUGAUGUCUGGCACACCAUGGAUGACAAUGAAGAGAAUUUGGAUGAAUCAACCAUUGACAAUUUAAACAAAAUCAUACAAGUCUUUGUGUUGGAAUAUCUUCAUUUGUAACAUUCUGAUUUAGUUGAUGGUGCUUGCUUAUAGCAUCAAAUUCAAAAGUCAAGGCAUCAUUUAAAAUAAUCUGAUUCUAGACAAAUGCUGUGUGGAAACUUCUAUCCUAGAUUCAGUCUGUGGAUGUCUUUGAAUAUGAGAUCAAUGGUACCAAUGAUUAUUUUGUG